GUGUAUACACUCGGAUUGUUGUAGCUUCGUCUCAAUUUUCGCUCGUAUUUUUGCGUGCUACGCGUGAAUUUUAUCGAACGGUUCAAUAAAAUCGUCCUAAAAUGGAAAAGCAGUCAAAAAAACGGAAAAAGCAUUCGUCGCCCGAUGUGGCGAAGUCCCCUAAGAAGGUGAGAUUUUCUCUCGUGGUAGAUAAGGCUCCUGACUCACUAUGGGACAACGAUACAGCAACAUCGUCGGAACCUGAUACCGGUUUGGUCAGUUUGCGGGAAAGCAUUAGUGUUUGGAUGCAGGAGCAGACGGAGUCUAAUCAAGAAGAUCUGAGUGAGCUCUUGGAACAGGGUGAUACCUUGGAAACUCGCGAAGAAGAUAUUGAUAUAGCAUCGAUAGAGAGACCCAUAAGAGAAGCACUACGCGGCUUUACGGAAAAAGAGAAACGCCAAAGCAUCAAGUUGGAAUGCGAAUGGCGCAAAUGUAAAUACAUGACCGGAAACGAACGUAAAUAUUUUCUUCACGUCGAAGCGCACGCUGAAAAAACGAUGGAUAAGCAGAACGAAAGCUAUGCCUGCGAGUGGGAUCUGUGCGAUUUCAUCACGCAGGACGGGGACGAAUUCAUUGGCCACGUGCACUAUCAUGCGUACCACACGAAGCUGAAGGUUCACGGUGCCAGUCUACAUAUGCUAAUGAAGAUUCCCAGCUGCAACAAUGACAGCCGUGUACGCAAUACCAUCACCAACCGGUCGGUAACGUUCCGGUGUCAGUGGGAUGGUUGUGUCGAACGCUUCAAUAAAGCGAUGAACUUCUUUCAUCAUGUAAAGAACCACGUAACGGACGGGUAUGAACCGGGUACAAAGUCAAGACGUGCUCCGCUCCCGUGUCGAUGGCCACUCUGUAAGCGAUCGUUUAAGAAUAUGGCGUUGGAAUUGCAACACGUGAAAACGCAUACAACCGAGCGUGAAAUUGGUUGCUACACCUGUGGCGGUCUCUUUUGGACGCGUGUAAAGUUAAUCGAUCAUUGCGCACGACAGAUUGAAAUGGCUCAACGCAAGUAUCAGUGUCCCGAAUGUGACCGAAGCUAUGCUACAAAGACAUUGCUGAAAUGUCACGUGGAGCGUCACGAUAAGCCGAAUAAAUGUGUGUUAUGUCCCCUCAAAUUCAGCAGUGCCGGUGUCCUAGCGCAGCACAUGGCCCAAAGGCACCUUAAGCAGCGUAACUUCCAAUGCCAGCGGUGUGAAUUCAAAGCGUUCACCAAUAAAGAUCUAAUGGUCCACAUGAGAAGGCACGACGCGACGAAAGUGUUUCGAUGCGAGGAAUUUGGAUGCAAUGCCGCCUAUAAGUCGGAAUUAAGCUUCAAGAAGCAUAUCAGUUGGCAUUACAAUCUGCCAGCGCCGGUGUACGCGUGUCAUCUUUGUAACUUGAAACGUUACAGCAACGCGAACUUACUAUCGAAGCAUUUACUGUUUGUGCAUAAAUUGGAACGACCUCCCGGUAUGUGCCGAUUCCGAUACAAAAUGGACAGUGACGGUGUGUUUCGGCAUUUUUCGUAUGUUGAACAGAACGCGAAAACGGCGAAAAUGAACGAAGCGUCGAACCAUACAGCGGUCCCAACCGAUAACGGUAAAGCUGGGAACAACGUUGAGGGUGAGGGUGUCAAAACGAGGAAAUCAAAGCGUAAAUCUGAAUUAUGCAAAGCUAACAACAAAACAGCAAACAACGCAGCUGUGUAUUCUCCGGUUGAAGGAAUACCAAAAAUCAGUUCUUUUAAACCAAUUGGUUUGAAUAGGUUUUCCGUCGAGUUAAAUAUCGAACCGGUGCCGAAGAUGAAGCAGGGUACAACAAUAGACUCACUAGUUGCUGCUGCUUCUGUUGCCAAAACGCCGAAAGAUGUGAAGGAUUUUACGGUUAUGAAGCGUUAUUUGAGCGGAGAAAGAACCUGCUGAAGCUAUUUUUAAGGUAAUUUGGGCGACUCGGUGGCGUGAUGGCAGCGGCUCCGAACUUUAUACGAACGGACCGGACCAAUCCCCCGUACGCAGGACUGACGAGCCAGCUACGGGUAAAUAAAGUCACAGAAAGCCAGAAAUGGCUGACCUAGACCUCUUGAGGUUGUGGAUAAGGAAGUUUUUUAAGGUAAUAAAAGCUACAUGGAUUGAAUAA
Messenger RNA from Anopheles moucheti, 2151 nucleotides. It is a transcript of the gene Hinfp, whose product is annotated as histone H4 transcription factor. The record is from RefSeq and is a predicted model, not a curated record. Lineage: Eukaryota; Metazoa; Arthropoda; Insecta; Diptera; Culicidae. Gene Ontology annotation, biological process: regulation of transcription by RNA polymerase II. The transcript has 4 exons. Gene Ontology annotation, molecular function: RNA polymerase II cis-regulatory region sequence-specific DNA binding; DNA-binding transcription factor activity. Bases 102 to 1937 code for a protein of 611 amino acids.